GUGAGCUACGUGAACGGAAACUUGGUGAGACGGCGGAUAACCGCCACCGACAGCAACACCUACAUGGCAACGUUCGCUUCGGAGAUCGCCCUGAUCGAGGCCGACAAGGAAGCGGACAAAAAGUACCGAGAGCUGAUUCUCGAGGCGGAGAACAUUCUGGUGAAUAUGCAAAAGAACCAAGCCAGCAGCCUGUCCGUCGUACCGUCGCCCUCGCGCAAGUUACACAACGGGCUGGCGAACAAGCGGGUCGAACUCAUCAAGAACACAGAGUUGAAUAUCGAGCUGGCCCUCUCCAGGAGCAGAAACUCCCAGCCGGAAUUGCAGAGCGGCAGCAUCAAGGAUCUCGAGCACACCAGUCCCAAGAGGCAACAGUUUGCUCAACCUUGUUCCCCGAUGCGACGAUUCGUCGAGCGAAACAACGCUUCCUCGCCGGUAGCCGGCGCAGCAGCCACGUUCCAAUCGGCUGGUUCGAUCAAGUGCUCGGUCGACUCUCCUCUCGUCUCGAGAAGGACGACAGCGAUGGCGGCGGUGACGAACAAUCAACAACAUUCGCCGGACAGAAGCUUCCUUCUUCGUGCUCGGUCGAGAGCUUGCGAGACUCAAGAUGCCGACGAUUACGACGGACGGCGAAUAACCACGCUGGCAACGUCGACCACCGCGUCGGUGAACGCGCCAUCGGCAGUGGCGAUGUUCAACUGCAACGGUGGUGUCAUCCUCGGUUCGAGCGCGAACCGAUGCCAAACCUCGGCCACCUCGUCGCGCAGAGAUCAUCCUCUCCCCGGGGUAAAUCGGAAAGAAUUUCGCGGCGCGAGAUCAUCGUGCAACGCUGUGACCAAGGAGGAGACGGUGACGUCGAGUUCCUCGGACUCGGAGGAAAGGACGUUGGACGUUGGAAGACGUGCGCCACUAAUGACUUUCAGGUCGGUCGACAUGGGCCCCAUAAAAGAAGGGUCCUCCUACUGUCCGCAAAGCGAGCCGGUCAAGAGGAAAGUGUACGCAGGCAGCGCGACCUACGACAGGAUACAAAAAACUUUAGGCGAGCACGUCGUCUUGAGAAACUCGGACGGGGAUACCACCACCGACGACACCGACGACUCGAGAAGAUCCCUGAAAGAGAAAGUGGCCAAGCUUCGGCAGGAACGGUUGGCCGCCAACACCUGCGUAAACGCUCAAGACUCGCACAUGUUCCAACACCAGCUGACCCAACUGCGGCGACAAAUGCUGAUGCAAACGAUCGAAGGCCUGAAGCGAAGUCUCGAGGAUCAGUCCGCAACCUUGAAGCAAACGUGCUUGGAACCGGUAAUGACGGAUCGAUUGCCAUGAAUCGAUCGCAACGUUUGAAACAACCGACAACACUCCCUCCUCGUAGAAUCGGCUCGCGUUUGCCAAAUCUCUGGCAGGUUACGUCGCUCUGCUAGGAUGACGACGACGACGACGACG
Messenger RNA from Heterotrigona itama, 1440 nucleotides. Lineage: Eukaryota; Metazoa; Arthropoda; Insecta; Hymenoptera; Apidae. The record is from the annotation of a GenBank genome assembly.